GCUACAACAUCUUUCCUCAGCUUUCAAUUAUCAUUCACUAAUAAUGUCUGGACGCGGCAAAGGUGGCAAAGUGAAGGGGAAGUCUAAGACUCGUUCUACGAGGGCUGGUCUUCAGUUCCCAGUGGGUCGUAUUCAUCGCCUGCUACGUAAAGGAAAUUAUGCAGAACGCGUUGGCGCUGGUGCUCCAGUUUACUUGGCAGCAGUUAUGGAAUACUUGGCUGCUGAGGUUCUUGAAUUAGCAGGCAACGCAGCUCGUGACAACAAAAAGACGAGAAUUAUCCCCAGGCAUCUUCAACUGGCCAUCCGUAAUGACGAGGAGUUGAAUAAGCUGCUGUCAGGAGUUACAAUUGCCCAGGGUGGAGUCCUUCCCAACAUCCAAGCCGUCCUCCUUCCCAAGAAGACCGAGAAAACAAGUUCUUAAGUCUUUUUUUCCUAUAUUUUUCCUAUAUUUAAAUCAAUCGGCCCUUUUCAGGGCCAUCAAAUACUUUAACGAAGAAUCUUUUAUAACGCAUCCAAUAAUUUUUUUUCUUAAACGC
Messenger RNA from Fopius arisanus, 536 nucleotides. Its product is annotated as histone H2A-like. Gene Ontology annotation, biological process: heterochromatin formation. Gene Ontology annotation, molecular function: protein heterodimerization activity; DNA binding; structural constituent of chromatin. The transcript has a single exon. The record is from RefSeq and is a predicted model, not a curated record. Bases 44 to 421 code for a protein of 125 amino acids. NCBI's taxonomy places the organism in Eukaryota, Metazoa, Arthropoda, Insecta, Hymenoptera, Braconidae. Gene Ontology annotation, cellular component: nucleosome; chromatin.